This is a messenger RNA of Camelina sativa (false flax), 877 nucleotides long. NCBI's taxonomy places the organism in Eukaryota, Viridiplantae, Streptophyta, Magnoliopsida, Brassicales, Brassicaceae. The record is from RefSeq and is a predicted model, not a curated record.
UUUAUAUUCAUUUCUGCUUUUAAAAAUACAUUACACAAAGAGAGAGAGAGAGAGUCUCCAUCGGAUCCGUCUUCUUCUCCUCUAAACCGAUCUAAUUGUUGUUAUGGCGGAGGAACACAGACUUCAAGAACCAAAACUAUGCGCUAACAAUUGUGGUUUCUUCGGAAGCACCGCUACGCAAAACCUUUGCUCCAAAUGUUUUCGAGAUCUACAGCAUCAACAACAAAACUCUUCCACCGCUAAACACGCUCUUAAUCAAUCCCUAGCCGCCGCAGCCGCUUCCGCCGUUUCUUCUCCCGACGGUGGUGCUGCGUCGUCCUCUGUAUCGCCACCUCUACCUCCUCCUCCAGCUGAUACCGUUGUCAAAACGAAUUUGGGGAAAGGAGCGGCGGCUGAUGCGGUGGAGGAGGAGGAAGGACCGCCGCAAGAUCCGAAGCGGUGUUUGACUUGUAGGCGGCGAGUUGGAAUAACGGGGUUUCGUUGUAGGUGUGGUUUUGUUUUCUGCGGGACGCAUAGGUACGCGGAGCAGCAUGAAUGCUCCUUUGAUUUCAAGCGGAUGGGGAAAGAUAAGAUCGCUAAGGCGAAUCCGAUUGUGAAAGCUGAUAAGCUCGAGAAGAUUUGACAUGUUUGUUGUUGUUGUUGUUUCUGUUGCUUUGGUUUGUGAGUUUGGGAUGAAUGAAAACACAUACACAUGAACCAGAGAGAGCAAGAAAAACAUGCUAUUGUAAAUUUUAAUCUUUAUCAUUUUAAGCUUAUUUGAUUUCUUUUAGUUUGGUUCCAGUCCAAGUGUUUUGGUUAUCAAUAUUGAUUUUGAUUGUUUCGUUUGAUGUUCAUGUAGAAGCUUAAAGUAGAAUGUGAAAUUUGUAGAAUUGGGUUU